Molecule: messenger RNA, 1407 nt
Organism: Phaeodactylum tricornutum CCAP 1055/1
Lineage: Eukaryota; Bacillariophyta; Bacillariophyceae; Surirellales; Neidiaceae
Exons: 1
Coding region: 39-1292 (417 amino acids)
Biological process (GO): regulation of DNA-templated transcription
Molecular function (GO): sequence-specific DNA binding; DNA-binding transcription factor activity
Source: RefSeq, a predicted model, not a curated record
UAGAGAGACAAAGUGAUAUAUAAGCUUUAAAGACGGCCAUGAGCGACGAAGAUUCCGCUCACAGCAACGAACAAGAGCUCAGACGGCUACUUAGUGAACGCCUUGCUGCAUUCGCUUUGGCUUCUCAGAGAAAAAGUUCGAGUAACCAGACUCGAAACCUUCCAACUCCCGCUCUACCCGCAAAUUAUUCUCAAGCUCAAGACAUGCCAAUUGAACACCCAAUUCAGCCAUACAUGGAAGAGCUUAAGAGGGUCCAUCUUGCAGCGGCGGCGGGAAGUCUCGAAAAUGCGCUUCGAAUUUUGCUAUGUACGUUGGCCAAUCCAACGUUCAGACUGAAUCCUCCUCCCUACGGACAGAGCACGACUAGCAAUAGCAACGAGACGACUUCAGAAGUAGUUUCCCGACGACCAUUCGUGUCGGAGGAAAACGAGGCGCCGGAUCCAAAUGUUUUCGUCAACAAAAUCUUGGCCAUACAGCAAGGAAUGCCGGUCCUUGAUGGGGGGGCUCCUCCGGUGCAAGUUGCAUCAAGGGGUCUAGAAACUUCUCAACAACUUCAGGCUCGGCUUCUUUUGCAAUUCCUUGUCGGGAUAAAUAAUCAGCAGCAACAUCGUAAGCAAUCACCAGUCACUCCGAAACCAGACCUUGGAAAUGAGACCAGAGAACUAGUUGCGGCAAACUUCCUGGUCGGGAUGAGGGACAAACUCGAAAGUGCUGUGGAUGCCAGCGGAAGAACUCGUAUAUCUCAUAGACCAAGAGCUUCCAUAGGUAUUGACGAAAGGGUGACAGUAGCAGACAAAGCCAGAGCGGGUAAUCACUCUCUUUCCAGGAUAUUUGCAACGGUCAUUUCCGUUGCGGCAAAGCCCGCACCCAUUUCCUUGCGUGAAAGACCAACCGAAGAGUCCUGUCGAACCACUUCAGGUUCAAGCUCAUCAGAUUUGUGCGUGAUAGAGCGAAGGAGCGCUCGGGAGGGUCCUGAAGCGUUUCCGCAAAAGCUGUACCGUUUGUUAGAAGAAGCAGUGGACCUCGGCAACGAAGACAUUGUGUCCUGGAUGCCUGGCGGAUUAUCGUUCCGGAUACAUAAGCCAAGAGUGUUUGUGAGAGAUAUUGCACCUAAGUACUUUCGACACACCAAGAUAAGUUCGUUUAUGCGACAACUGCAAAUGUACAGCUUUCACCGAAUAUGCGAAGGUGGUAUCGUGGAUGUAUACAUGCAUCCCAACUUCAAGCGCGGAUUCCCGGAUCGCCUUCACCUAAUACAAAGGGCCGGGACAACAGCAUUGAAAGGCAAGUAAAAAUCGCUGUUUAAUACGACGCUGUAGCAGAAGUGAUAGAAGCCACUUCCGUAUCGUUUUCUCCAACAACGAAAAUGCGCAACAUUAACUUACCCAUGAAAAGUGAGGUAAGGUU